This is a messenger RNA of Raphanus sativus (radish), 975 nucleotides long. RefSeq names its product caffeoylshikimate esterase. Gene Ontology annotation, molecular function: lipase activity. Gene Ontology annotation, cellular component: membrane. NCBI's taxonomy places the organism in Eukaryota, Viridiplantae, Streptophyta, Magnoliopsida, Brassicales, Brassicaceae. The coding region runs from base 1 to 975 and encodes 324 amino acids. The record is from RefSeq and is a predicted model, not a curated record. The transcript has 5 exons.
AUGCAACUUCUAACUUGCAAAUGGUUUCCAGUAAAUCAAGAACCAAGAGCUCUCAUUUUCUUUUGUCAUGGCUACGCAAUUGAUUGCAGCACAACCUUUAAAGAUGUUGCAUCUAAGUUUGCAAAAGAAGGAUUUGGUGUGUAUGGAAUUGAAUAUGAAGGACAUGGAAGAUCAGGUGGCCUCAAUGUCUACAUUGAUGACUUCGAUCUUCUUAUCAAUGAUGUUUAUUCACAUUUCUCCAAUAUAUCUGAAAUGGGAGAGAACUCAAAGAAGAAGAAGUUUUUGAUGGGAGAAUCCAUGGGAGGAGCCGUAGUACUUCUCUUGCACCGCAAGAAACCAGAUUCUUGGGAUGGAGCUAUCCUUAUUGCUCCAAUGUGUAAGGUGAACAGAUUCACACAUAUCAUUACUUCAUUAAUCAUUUCUUAUAAAUCAAGCAUCAUAAACAUAUCAAAUUACAAUUGUGAUGAGAGACAGAUUGCCGAAGAGAUGAAACCACCAAAAACAGUUAUAUCUAUGAUGAACUUGGUCAUAAAUCUGAUCCCAUCAUGGAAGUCGAUACUUCCAGGACCUGAUAUCAUCAAUCUCGCUAUUAAACAGCCUCAUAAGAGACAAGAGAUUAGAGAGAAUCCAAAUUGCUAUAUUGGGAGACCUCGUAUGAAGACGAUGAGCGAGCUUUUUAGAGUAAGCCUUGACCUAGAGAAUCGGUUGAACGAGGUUACAAUGCCAUUCAUAGUAUUGCAUGGAGAAGAUGAUAAAGUGACGGAUAAAGAAGCUAGCAAACUGCUUUAUGAGGUGGCUUCCUCCAAUGACAAGACACUGAAGUUGUAUCCUGAGAUGUGGCAUAGCCUUCUUUUCGGUGAACCUUUGGAGAAGUCAGAGAUUGUAUUUAAUGACAUUGUCCAAUGGAUGGAGACAAGAAUCAAUACUCUUCAAGUGAAUGCUAAUAACAACCAUGAAGCAAAAUCUCAAAUCUAA